This is a messenger RNA of Colletotrichum phormii, 3696 nucleotides long. RefSeq names its product calcium-translocating P-type ATPase. Lineage: Eukaryota; Fungi; Ascomycota; Sordariomycetes; Glomerellales; Glomerellaceae. The transcript is spliced from 2 exons. Gene Ontology annotation, cellular component: plasma membrane; intracellular membrane-bounded organelle. Gene Ontology annotation, molecular function: P-type calcium transporter activity; ATP hydrolysis activity; ATP binding. The record is from RefSeq and is a predicted model, not a curated record. Gene Ontology annotation, biological process: calcium ion transmembrane transport; intracellular calcium ion homeostasis. Bases 1 to 3696 code for a protein of 1231 amino acids.
AUGGCCGACGAGAUCACGGCUGCCGCGCCGCGCCAACUAGAUACAGGCCAGACCUCAUCAAAACACCCAUUCAGCAAGCAAUUCGCCCGGCAGCUGGAAGACAACGAAAAGGAAUUGGACCUUCGCGAUGAUGCUGUCAUCGAGAACAACAGAUUCGCGUUCACGCCGACCCAACUCCACAAGCUCAUCACUGCGCGCAACCUAGCAGCACUCCGACGCUUCGGUGGUCUUCCCGGCCUUGCAGCUGGCUUGCGAACAGAUGUUGCCGCUGGACUUAGUGUAGAUGAGACAAGCCUCGAGGGCACGAUAUCAUUUGAGGAGGCUGUCGCUGCAGGAGAGGCAAAGCGGGCUGCCACAAUCACACCUCUACCUUCAUCGACACAACACAAGCACGGUAUCAAGUUGGACCUAGACCUGAUACAACAUGAAGCCCAGGGAUAUACCGACCGGAGGCGCAUCUAUGGCGAAAACAGACUCCCAAAACGAAAACAAAAGUCAUUUCUGAGGCUAGCAUGGAUCGCGUUCAACGACAAGCUCAUGUUCCUCCUCACGAUCUCCGCCACGAUAUCUUUGGCGCUUGGUAUCUACGAAACAGUUGACGCAUCCGAUGACGAGCCGAAUAUCCAAUGGGUGGAUGGUGUCACCGUGGUGGUGGCUAUUUUGGUCAUUGUUUUCGCCAGUGCUGCCACGGACUGGCAAAAGAACGCCAGGUUCGCUAAGCUCAACGAGAGGAAAGAGCAAAGAGAUGUCAAGGUUAUACGGUCCGGCAAGACACAGAACAUCUCCGUUUACGACGUGCAGGUUGGAGAAAUCAUGCACAUUGAGACUGGAGAUGUCGUUGCCGUCGAUGGAGUGCUGGUUCAGGGCUCCGGCAUUCAGGUCGAUGAGUCCUCACUCUCGGGCGAAUCUGAACUUGUACACAAGAACGUGCCUAGCGAAAGCGAUGUCCACAACCAAAAGGCCCACAGAUCUUCGGCGACUGACCCAUUCAUUCUCAGCGGGACGACGGUAUCUGGCGGUGUUGGUGCGUACUUGGUGACAUCGGUAGGAACCAACUCGACAUAUGGCAGAACUUUGAUGUCGUUGAGAGAGGAUGUCGAGGAAACCCCCCUGCAGCAGAAACUCGGAAAGUUGGCAAAGCAGCUCAUCGCGUUUGGUGCGAUUGCCGGUAUCAUCUUCUUCCUCAUCCUCUUCAUUCGUUUCCUCGUCGGGCUCCCGACCAUGGGAGGAACCGCCUCUGAAAAGGCCGAGACAAUUUUCAAACUUCUCAUCCUAGCCGUCACUGUUGUCGUGAUCACCGUGCCCGAAGGCCUAGCUCUAGCAGUUACCCUUGCUCUCGCUUUUGCCACGACCAGAAUGCUCAAGGACAAGAACCUCGUCCGCCUCAUCCGUUCCUGUGAAAUCAUGGGUAAUGCCACAUGCAUCUGCUCAGAUAAGACGGGAACAUUGACACAGAACAGCAUGACAGUCGGCGCUGGCAGGAUCGGACUCCAUGAGCGCUUCGGUGAUGCGCCGAGAGAAAUCAGCAAUGAUGAUGUGAAGAAGGACCAGAGCACCGACGACGCCUCAGACCAGGAACACCCAAAAGCUUUGCUGGAAUCCUUGAGCAGCGAUGUGAGAGCACUGACGAAGAACAGCAUCGCUCUGAACACCACUUCAUUCGAGAGCGAUAAUCCGAAAGAUGCCGGCUUCGUGGGGACGAGCACCGAGACUGCUCUCCUGAGAUUCAGCCGCGAGUUCUUUGCCAUGGGGCCACUUGGCGAAGAGAGGGCAAACAACGAGAUUGUCGACAUGUUUCCUUUUGACGCGUCACGAAAGUGGAUGGCGGUUAUGUCAAAGCUGCCCGAUGGAAAACAUCGACUCCUCGUCAAGGGCGCAGCCGAGGUCGUCUUUGACCAGUGCAUAAACGUCCUCAAGAAACCGAAGGUUGGUCUUGCCGUUCAGCCGAUUGCGACCGAGAUACGAGAAGACCUGCGAUCGACGAUCCGCGAGUAUGCCAAGCAAAUGCUUCGACCGAUUGUCAUCGCCUACAAGGAAGUCGAUGCACCAUUCGAGAACCCAGACGAUCCCGAUUCUAUCAACUUCGAGAAGCACUUUGCCGACAUGACAUUUAUCGGUGUCUUUGGAAUCCGCGACCCCCUUCGCCCGGAGGUUCUCGAUUCCGUGCGUCAGUGUCAGGAGGCCGGUGUUUUUGUGCGUAUGGUCACUGGAGACAAUUUUCUGACGGCAAAGGCCAUCGCAUCAGAGUGCGGCAUCUAUUCAGCCGGCGGCUUGGCAAUGGAUGGGCCGACGUUCCGGAAGCUGACCCCCGCUCAGCUGGAUCUGGUCAUUCCGCGGCUCCAGGUGCUGGCGAGAUCUAGCCCGGAAGAUAAGCUCCUGCUCGUAACCCAUCUGAAAGGAAUGGGAGAGACAGUUGCUGUGACUGGCGAUGGCACUAAUGACGCGUUGGCUCUCAAGGCCGCGGAUGUAGGCUUUGCCAUGGGAAUCCAAGGAACCGAAGUCGCUAAAGAAGCUGCGUCUAUCAUUUUGCUUGAUGAUAACUUUGCAUCGAUCGUUAAGGCUUUAGUAUGGGGUCGCACGGUGAAUACAGCUGUGAAGAAGUUCCUCCAAUUCCAAUUCACAAUCAACAUCACCGCCGGAACUCUGACUGUUGUCUCCGAAUUGGCAGGAGACUCCAUCUUCACCGUCGUUCAACUACUCUUCAUCAACCUUAUCAUGGACAUCUUCGCCUCGCUGGGUCUGGCAACCGAUUAUCCCUCACCAGACUUCCUCAAACGGAGGCCAGAGCCACGCACAGCACCCAUCGUAAACAUCACAAUGUGGAAGAUGAUCCUGGGCCAGGCAAUCUACCAGCUGGCUGUCAUGUUCACCCUCCACUACGCGGGAGACCAACUCUUCCAUCCCACCACAACCGCAGAGCGGGAGGCACUGCAGACAAUGAUCUUUAACAUCUACGUCUGGAUGCAGUUCUUUAACCAGCACAACUGCCGUCGUGUCGAUAACAAGCUCAACAUCUGGUACCAGGGCGUCCUCCGCAACCCCUGGUUCAUUGGGGUGCAGUGCGCCACUCUGGCCGGGCAAAUGAUCAUCAUAUGGAAGGGUGGUCAGGCUUUCGACACCCGCCCUCUCAAUGGUGCGCAAUGGGGAUGGUCGAUGCUGUUUGGCGUCCUUGUGAUUCCACUGGGUGCUUUGAUACGGCAAAUUCCCGAUGAGUACGUGUACGGCUUCUUCCAGGCAGUCAAGCGAGGCUUCCUCAGCACGAUUCACUUGCUCUCCAAAAUACUCCCGUCCAAGUGGCGGAAGAAGGCUGAGGAGGAAGUCGAGGACAUGGGGGCGGCGCAGAGCUGGGUCCUACAGACAGGCGCAGCCCUCUUACGGCCAAUGAACUAUGAAUGGGGCAGCUCAACGCCGCCGCCGGGAUCGAAGCUUGUGGGAAGGGUGUCGAGCAUACCUGCUGCACAGAGAGAGGCUUUGAUUCGUGCUGCGAAGGCGGGCACCGGAGACAAUGAGAUUGAUGUGCCUGCGCUGGUCGAUGCGGCACGUUGCGCCAAGGUAGAGUUGUCCUAUGGCCUUGAGGUCCAUCCAGAGACUUUGGUGGAGGACCCUAUCUUGUUGACUUCCAUCGGCGUUGAUGGGAAGAAGUGUCCGCCGAGCCAGGACCCUGAAAUUUUGCGAUAUUUGCAACAACCAUCAUGA